AGAACUUCAACGGCCAUCAUCAUUGGCAACCAGACACUACGACCUCAAGCUUCAAGACUCAAGACUCAACUCUUGGCCACUGUGUCCCAUUGUCGUUUACCGGGACUAUGUAUCAGCGAAAAAACAAUAAGGAGCGGCACUAUCCUCCGAACGAGUUGCCUAAUUGGGAACGGGAUCGACAUUUUGGACAAAGACAAUAAGAAUCGUUGCCAAUGGAAGAGGGUUUCCGGAAUCCCUUUUUCUUUUGUGUUUUCACCUAUAACCACCACCACCACCGCUAUCGAUUCCCUCUCUUUUCCUACCACCACCACCACCUCUAGGUUCGUACCUCAGUGCUCACUGAGCAGCUAUACGGCGAAAGUAGUUCCCGUUUUUCUGAUUCGCAAUCGUGAAUAUGGACCUCUCACUUUAUCAGGUUGGAGACGCAUCCCCUUUCUCUCCAGAGAACUACAAACGAUCUGUUUUACGCCCACCACCUGCCAAAUUCACACUGGAUAUGUUAUCUCCCGCAAAGCAAGGUGGAUACUUUGUCUACGGAAUGCGGGUCAACCCGGUCAACAGGGGCGAUAGGUCUUCCACCGGGUCAGGGGACUCUCGCCUCAUGGAGCCAUACGAGAUUUGGCGAAAAUGGGAAGAUUGCCUAUUUUUCCAAGAUGGCAUUGAGGAGGAAUAUGGCCGCCUGGCUCGGAUGAAGCGCCAGCGACUCCAGCGAGGCAAAGGGGUCAAGAAAAACGGCGUGUAUAUGCAGGAUGCUGCUGCCUCCUGGGAUUCCCUUCCUCCAGGCCCCGACCCUCAUUCUGUGGCACAGGACGUGCACAAUAUAAUACCGCGACUCUCCCAUAAAGGAGGAAGCCUGUUCGGAAACAAACAUGCGAUUUUGAAUCUUCGUGUGGCUGAGCUUUCUGCUUUCAUGGCCGCCCUUUUCAAAGACGAUGUUCCAACGUUACUUCAGGAGGUUAGAUCAGACCGUUUGGUGACCGAUUUCUUUGGAUAUUGGAAAAGAGACGAAGAACUUUCGCGCAAGAACCAGGCGCGGUCCCGCAAACACCGUCAGUCUACAGCGAGCACUAUUCUGUCAUUCUACUCAGGACCCGACGACCCCGACGCGCGGUCAAUAAACACGGUGACCACGGAUUCACCUCCAUCACCUUCCAGGCAAAGUUUUUCUUCCAGGUUAUCCUCGUCCUUAUCUCCCCGCAAACGUCGUCCACGGCCGCUGUCCACGUCCUCCGACUCUUCGUCGGGAUCUUCUCCUAGCUCUGCCGGUUCCGUUGGCUCGUUCUUCCCUUCUAUAGGAGAAGAAGUCCCGGUUAUGUUUGAUUACAGCCCCCCAGUUCAGUCACAAUCUGAAUUCCAAUCUCCGCCUGAGGAUAUCGCUACAAGCUUACCAGAGAAUCUUUUCGUUCGGAGGGUGAAGAAGAGGUCCUCGAAAGAGACUUUGUAUCGUCGAAGUGCUCGGAUUUUCUCAACCCCACCCAGUCUCUUUGCUACUUUCGAAGGAACAGGGGAUCUAACCCCACCGGAAACCCCUCGUAAUACCAGACGAGAGUCAUGGCAAACGAUCGAUUCUGCCACAACCUACCUAGAAGGAUUAGAUCUAGAUCUACCCUCAUCUGCUCAGAUCUAUCACAAAUCUCGUCUGUCGAUCGGGAGCAUUGCGACGAUGAUGACAACGUCUUCGUCAGAAGCUGUCGUUCCUCACAAUCCGGUUCGAACUACUACCCCAGGAAAUCGUCGUAGCAGGCCAAUAUCCAUCUAUUCCGUUCAAGAGGGUUCCUGGUCCGAUGGUGACGAGGACAUGUUAGAUCCUGCAUUGUUCGAUGAAUUCCCCAUGCCAGCUCACCUCUUCCCUAAUAGAGUCGAUAUCAGCGUGUUCCCCAUAGAAGAAAUCCGGGAAGAGGAGGAAAGACCUGAAACGCCUUCUCCCAGUAGACGAUCGGAAUCCCCUCCCGAGUCAUCAUCUUCCGAUAGUGAGUUUACUAUCGAUGAGCCGUCGACACCGACUGGUACUAUGGCUCCAGAGAUCCAUAUCACAUCUGUGCCUUCUUCCCCUACCUACUCAACCUAUAGCGAAACCCCGUCCACGAUCAGACCAUCAUCAGUACUAUCCAAUGUGACUAGCGACACCUGUAUUUCUCGAGCCACUGCCACGACAACUCUCUCCAACACUUCAACCUUAUCUCCCACCUCAGGCGAAACAUAUACCAUCAAAGCCGCGCAUAAUAAAUCCAUCAUUCUCCUUCGCAUACCUAAAACCACCCCCUUCUCCGUACUAAGGGCAAAAAUCCACGAAAAGUUUGCUCAACAAGAAAAACUUUCGUUGUCUGACUCAUUCACUCUGGCAUUCGUCAUUCCCGAUGUUGUUGUUCGAAAGAACGACGUUGCCUCGGGUUCGAAGGCUAAAGGCAGAGCACGAGAACGAUCGAGUUCAUUGUCUUCUGCAGGGGGUCCUGUGCAGAUGGCUUUGGUCACCACUCAAGAACAGUGGGACAAGGUCGCCGAGUCAACGGAAUUGAAUAAGAUUACGUUGAGAGUGUUGGAUACGAUCGUUUAAUCUUUCGCGGUUUCUGUCGCGUUUGAAGUCGCUCCCUGGUUUACCUCCAGAAGCGACCCUUUUUCUUCGUUCAACUUUCACCUUCACUCUUCUUUUUUAUCUUUAAUUUCUUAUUGUGAUACUCAUUUAGGUCGUGCAUACUAAACAUGCGCAUUGGACCUUGAUCCUAUCUUUCCACUUCGUUUCUCGACUAAUGGCACUUUUCUCCCAUUUUCGCCAGCUCCGUUCUUUUUUCGUUCUUUCUGGUUAUAUGUAUAGGAAAGAAUUCCCUCAACAUCAUUUGACGUUAUUUCACGCAUGUAUGACUCCUCUAACUGGACGACGUUCAAUGUCAAUUAAAGUAGUUGAAUAAUCACCUCACGGUUCAUGAAUAAAGUAUAACACAUGUUUACAAAAGUUCGAACUGGCUCGUUCUAUGCUCCAACGCGAGUAACAGCAGAUGGUACACCAGUCGGUAAGGGUAUCCUCGUCCAGUCAGGCAAGAUGUUUCGUUGAUGCAACGAAUCACGAUCUGCGUGGAAAGACUGAGAUGGAGUAGACGUAGACAUAUCUCCCAUGGCACUGUCCUCUCCCCCCAUCGGCUCAACUUCGUCCCAUUUCUCUCGGCUGACUUCGACCCCGCCAGUUUUAAGAACACUAAGAGAAGAGUUUUAGUAGCAACUUUAACGUAGGCACCAUACGAAAAAUGAAACUACUCACCCGGCUAACGAAGCACCGACCCAAGCCAUGGUAGCCGGUGUGAAUGCCGGAGCCUUUCCAGCGUUGUUUUUGGCUCGAUCUGAAUGAGGUUCCCCAGGUGAAGGAUUGUUGACGAUGGCGAAAUAUGGUGUCAAGGGACGAAGCGAGGCGUAGCGGUCAUACUGUGGUGGGGGUGGUUUAUCUGGCCGCACAGGAUGCCGUGGGACGAAGGGAGAAGGUUGGAUGGCACGAAGGAGUUCGGAAUGUAGUCUUAUAAUGAAUCCCGGUAGCAUAGGGGUACCGCCAACAACGAGGAUGGAGGAUGCCAUUGUUUUGCGAAGAUCAAGGGGAACCUGUGUUCGACUUGGUGAAAAAGAAGGACACAAUAAAACAAAUUCGGGGAAUGUUCACCUUGAGAAGGGCAUCCAAUAUCACUUCAGCUACACUUUUUUCGUCCACAUCCCCGGGUUCGAAAAGAAUCUCCGCCGCACGUUCCCUAACCCAUCCCGGUAUAAUGAGUGUAGCGUACCCCAAACCACCACCACCUGGUAGUGGAGCCACUCGCAGCCUUAAAUCGGUGGCGGUUGAAUGGCGUGUGUACAAGUUCGCCAGACCCUGCAAUCCACCAGCGCGUGGAUCCGCUCCAACAGGAGUACGUGGAUCGGAGAUCACAGAGAAAUCCGAGGUUGAAGCUUGAGCAGAUGACACGUUACUAUCGCGGCCAACAUGUGAGAAAUCUGACUCGGACUGGGUGGCGUCACUACUUGGUGGGAGGUCCGUUUCGGAACCUUCGUCCAAUCCUGGAGUCACGUCGCGUGUAUCAUUACUUGAGACGGAUAAAAGAGGUUCCCCAACGAAGCAACAGCGUGUUAGAAGUUCAUCUAAAAUACUGUCGGUGAGUAUUUCGGGUGGAACUCGCAUAGAUCGACUGGCGGUCGGAAUAUUGACUGGGCCAGGAGAAGUGGGUGGAAGAUAGGUUCCGAAUAACAGUAAUAGGGAGCGGAGGUGGGAGUGUAACCGAGACCCAGCUAAUGGAGUUGUUUGGAUUUGGGGGAAGAGGGGACGCGAGGCGAAUAUCUGUGCAGCUAUUCUAGGUAACCACAGUCAAGAACAAGGCCUGUUAUACGACCGACCGCGAGCAAAGAUAGAAGGUGACUUGACGCAAAUGACACUGAUGGAACCUGUGUGGGUUUCUGUGCGAUGAUCCAGUUCGAAGAAGCGAAGACGCACCUGUAAGUUUUCGAAUAAUACCCGAGCUAGCGUAUCCUUGGUAUAGAUGGGUAAUAAUGGGUGUUCAACGA
This is a messenger RNA of Marasmius oreades (fairy-ring Marasmius), 4533 nucleotides long. RefSeq lists its product as uncharacterized. Lineage: Eukaryota; Fungi; Basidiomycota; Agaricomycetes; Agaricales; Marasmiaceae. The coding region runs from base 395 to 2554 and encodes 719 amino acids. The record is from RefSeq and is a predicted model, not a curated record. Gene Ontology annotation, molecular function: phosphatidylinositol binding. The transcript has 7 exons.